Micropterus dolomieu (smallmouth bass) is the source of this 4668-nucleotide messenger RNA. Its product is annotated as sodium-dependent neutral amino acid transporter B(0)AT2-like. Gene Ontology annotation, biological process: sodium ion transmembrane transport. The record is from RefSeq and is a predicted model, not a curated record. Lineage: Eukaryota; Metazoa; Chordata; Actinopteri; Centrarchiformes; Centrarchidae. Bases 327 to 2312 code for a protein of 661 amino acids. The transcript has 12 exons. Gene Ontology annotation, cellular component: membrane.
CCACAUCUACACCAAUAAACCGCGAGAUUGCGCGGGUGGUGACACAAUGAUCAUUAUUGCCUGCAUGUGAAUCUUUUUUAUACCUUUUUGUAUAGUUUAACACUACCAAAGUAGUAGUAUUAUUUCUGGUAUUUUACAUUUAAAUUGAUAGGUGGAAUCCGAAGAUUAACUUGGCUCGCGCUGCGUUCAGGCAACAAACCACAGCCACACGUGGCUGUUUCCUCCAUUGAACAACGGAGAAUAAAAUAUUACUGUCGACAUUCUCCGUUUGCUGCUAACUCCGGUGUUUCUUCUUCUUCUCUUUGGCGACAUUAGCUGGUUACCAGAUGGAGAAGCAGCCUUUGCCAACUGACGAUGACAAUAUAGGAACCUUGGAGCCAGAGAUCAAUGGCUAUGCUGGUGAGGAGAGCCAGCAGGGCUUCCCUGAGCCUGCCGCUCGAGCAGGAUGGAACAGUAAAAUAGAGUAUUUUUUGGCUCAGGUGGGAUUCAGUGUUGGGCUCGGCAACGUCUGGAGGUUUCCAUAUUUGUGCCAUCAAAAUGGAGGAGGAGCUUUUCUCUUCCUGUAUGUGCUGCUGAUGCUGGUUGUGGGCAUACCCUUGUUCUUCCUGGAGCUGGCAGCCGGUCAGGCCAUCCGACAGGGCAGCAUUGGAGUGUGGAAGUACAUCUCCCCCAAGCUCGCAGGGAUUGGCUACUCCAGCUGUGUAGUUUGUUUUUUUGUGGCUCUCUACUACAACGUGAUCCUUGCAUGGAGUCUUUUCUAUCUUGGGAACUCGUUCCAGUACCCUUUACCUUGGGAACAUUGUCCAACACUGGGAAAUGUAACAGUGAAAGAAUGCAAAAAGAGCUCCCCCACAUCGUAUUUCUGGUACCGCCAAGCUUUGGAUAUCACAGACUCUAUAGAUGAGACAGGCUCUUUCAACCCUUACAUUACCUGCUGUCUGCUGGCAGCCUGGACCAUUGUGUGCCUGGGAAUGUUCAAGGGUAUCAAGUCCUCCGUCAAGGUGAUGUAUUUCUCCUCCAUCUUCCCCUACGUGGUUCUGUUCUGCUUCCUUGUCCGAGGACUCCUGCUGGAUGGGGCCUUAGAGGGAAUCUCCUACAUGUUCUACCCCAAGGUAGAAAUUUGGGCAGAUGUGCAGGUGUGGCGGCAGGCAGCCACACAGGUCUUCUUUGCCUUGGGCCUUGGCUUUGGGUCCAUUAUCGCCUACUCCUCCUACAAUCCCAAGAACAACAACUGCCACCGUGAUGCCUUCACUGUCUCCGCUAUAAACUUCUUCACAUCUGUGCUGGCCACUCUAGUGGUGUUUGCUGUGCUCGGCUUCCAUGCCAAAGGAAAGGUUGUAGAAUGUGUAGCCAGUAAUGUGAAGGAGUUAACAGAGCAGCUUCGCAUGGGUUAUGUUGACACGAACAUGUUGCCAGGCUUCAACUAUUCUGAUCCCAGUUCUGUGGCUAUAGAGGACUACAGUGCCUGGUUUAAACAGUACGGAAAUAAGGUCCCUGGCAAUUUAACAGAGUGUGACCUGGAAAAAGAGAUGCAGAAGGGUGUAGAGGGCACAGGCCUAGCUUUUAUUGCCUUCACAGAGGCCAUGUCACUACUGCCUGCAAGCCCCUUCUGGUCAGCACUCUUCUUCCUCAUGCUGCUCAACUUAGGACUCAGCACCAUGUUUGGCACUAUGGAGGGCAUCCUCGCCCCACUCACCGACCGCUUCAAAACUCUGGCCAACAACAAGAUCAAGCUCACAAUUUUCAGCUGCAUCAUUGGCUUUCUAAUUGGCCUGCUCUUCACCCAGCGUUGUGGGAACUACUUUGUGAUGAUGUUUGAUGAUUAUUCUGCCACUCUGCCCCUCAUCAUUGUGGUGGUUUUUGAGACCUUUAGUGUGUCCUGGCUGUAUGGAGCUGACAGGUUCCUGGACGACAUUGAGGCAAUGCUGGGCUGGCGUCCCAGUGUGAUUUACAAGUACCUGUGGAAAUACAUCUGCCUUCUUGCGAUGCUGGGACUGCUGGGUGCCACCACCAUUCGCAUGUUUAUCACACGCCCUACUUAUAUGGCAUGGAACCAAGAGAAGGCUUCUGAGGAGCACCUCGAGUACCCUGGCUGGGCUCUGGCUGUUUUGGCUAUACUGAUCAUAUUUGCCAUGAUGCCAGUCCCAGUGGCCUUGAUCCACGCUGUUAUGCAGGACAGACUACAGCAAACACAGAGAGAAACAGAGAUUGGUCAGUACAGUAUUGUUAACACUGAUGACAGGUGUGAAACCUUAAUGACUCACAUGUCAGAGCUGGGCCAAAGGAGCGGGGCCGCUGCUUCCUCUUCCUAAACAUUGGACAUGAUGUUACACAGUGGGAAAUGACAAUAUGGACUCAAAAUGUCACUGUGCCAUGCACAGUACGAUUAUCUGUCAGCUUUUAGUGCAGCUGUAGCACAGAGAGAAGUUGAAAUGUGUGCUUAAUAUAGUUUUUAUUCUUUUUACUUAAAUUAAGUCCAAACAUAUCCAAACAUAUCUACUGUUCCAACAAGUACAACUUUUAAAAAGUACAUAAUAUGGAAAAUAUGGAACAAAUAAUUUAUUGCUGUGUGGUAACUACAAGGUAGAAUUUCCAGCAACUGAUUGAUUGAUACAGAGUUGAUGUCCAAAUGAACAAAAACAAUAUUCCUUAGUUUUCAGUACAAGCUACAGACAUCGUUGGAGGCAUUAUGCUUUUGAGUUGUCUGUCCGUCUGCUUGGACUGAAGGAUGAACUGAUUAAAAUUUGGUUGCCAAAGGUCAAGGUCAUGUGACUCACAAAAUGCAUUUUUGGCCAAAACUCAAGAAUUGAUGACCAUGUUUCACCUCCCCGUCCAUUUUUUAGUAAUGAACUGGUAGAUUCCAGAUGUUGCACACAUGUUGACUGGGACGACACAAUGAGUAAACAAUAACUAGCACAGCAGGGGCAUUCUUUCAUCUGGUCCCUUCUGCCUUUCACUUCCUGUCUCAUUAUGACCAUUGAGCGUCAUUGGAAUCACGUGAAUGCAAACAAGGUAUUUGAGCAUGCCAGCUUAUUGAGAUCAUCCUGAGCGAGGAUGUAAACUGCAACAUGACCGGUUGGCAGAGGCAUCCAACUGCAGGGUGGUAAUUCUAGGUUUGUAUGAAUAGUUCACUUGUCCAUUUUUGGUAAAAUAUCCUACGUUUUUAUUGGUCUUUUUCCACUUUUAUAAAAGCAUGCUCAUGUGAGAUGCACCUCAUAAUUUCCAGUUAUUCAAAACCAUCAACUUUUUACUUCUGUUUUGUUGAGGACAGAAUUACAGCUGACCACUGUUCAGAGUCUCUUAACAUGUCUUUUUACCUUAAUAAUGAACUCUUAAUUUAGUUUUUACAGCACUGUAAAUUAAACAAAUGUUAUGAAAAUUGUUUUAGAUUGUGAGUUAGGAUUUGAGUUACAACAAAAAAAACUGAGCCUGAGUUAAAACAGGGAAAUGAUGGCAUUGUGAGACUGUUACAUCAAGAGAGAUUCAAGUAUGUUGAAUUAGGUACAGCUUUUGGGUUCAGUAUUAAUUUCAUUCACUACACAGAAGCCAUCUAACCAUGUUUGCAGGUCUAAAAACACCUGAGUCAUAGGUCGCUGUCUUACUUCUUCAGUUUAAUAUUACUGGAUGUUUUGCAGGUACAUUGUGUAGCUACAUUAUUCAUGCAUAUAUGUUUACAUGCUCUGGUCAAACCAACCUGAACUCCCAACAGCUGUAUACACUAUUUGAGCAUUCAUCUUUUGGCUCUGUUUUGAUUAUUAUUAUUGUGAUUAUUUUCACACACCAUUUUUCUUUUUAUUGGUAAAAAAAUAUGAUCUCGUACUGAAUGUGCAAGUUUCCAUCAUCCUGUCAUGUUGUUUAGUUUUUUUUUAAAAUUGGGUUUAGGAGGAGACUAGUUGUUUAACAGGCUAGACAAAGUAUCACUCAAAGUACUCUUUAUUUCAGAUUAAGGUGCAGUAUGUGAUGUAAUUAAGGUGUUUAUAUUGUAAAAUAAUGUUUUUUUAGACUUAACUGCUUGAUAAUGAGUUGCCAUUUUCCUGAAAUUAAAGGUGUAGUUUUUUUUACAUUUUCAGUGGGUUAUUAUCUACAUGAAUUGACUGUGAAUGCUGUUGAAUAUUAAUUGAAUAAAACUAAGGCUGUGUUUGAAAACGCAUACUGUGCCGGUCCCAGUGGCUAACGUACUGCCUACUACGCACUCACUCAGAAUGUACUGCCUUCUAAAUGAACAAUUUAGUUGCCAGCAGACUGUUACACAGUCUAAAGAAAGGCAAUACAUUUUGGGGCAGCUUUAUAUGUUCAGUAAACUCACAACACAUACUUUCUUGCUAAUUUAGAAUACAUCCGGGUAUUUCUCAUGUACACAAAUCCACCUGCUGUGCAGUUAGAACACACUACAUGCUUAAUUUGACAUCAUACUGAGUAUGAAUAGUACGUUCGUAUCGACAGUCUGCGGUUAGUAUGCGAUUCCAAACACAGCCUUCAGAUUUGAUGAGGCUGAUUGAAUAAAAGAAUAAAAGCACUUAGCAAGUGUAUCAUUUAAAAAGACAUUUAUUUUCAGUUUUUAGUAUAUGUAGUCUGUACGAGUGUAUGCAGUGGAUGUUGUGGAAAAUGUAAUAUAAUGCUUUUGCAAUGUAAUAUAUUUUUGCUAUUUCAUUAAAUUUUCUUUCAGCA